UUUGCCUCUCCAGUAUGGCGGCUCCGUUGACGUCUACGUCCAUGAUAUAAAUCUGUCCGGAACCCUCAGCGCUCUUGCUGCUGCUCUCUUCCGCUCGACCCGGAAACUCAUCAAUAUCUCUCCAGCGCUAGAAUGGUUCCUCCAGUCGCAGUGUCACCGCUUAUCAAGACGGCCAGAUGGUCCGCCUUGUUCCUUGGCAUGCUGUAUGGCAAGCAGCGGUUCGAAUACCUGGCGCCCAUCGCUGCGGAGGAGAGGAAGAUUGAGGAGGCGGAGAAGGCGACCAGAGAAGAGCAGGAGCGCAUCGCCAAAGCACUUGCCGAAGCAAGUACGGACACCAUCCUGAAGUGAAGUCCCCUUGCAGCUGUACAGUUAUGAUUCAACCAGAAUAAAGAUUUGCUCAACUAUUAA
Gadus morhua (Atlantic cod) is the source of this 408-nucleotide messenger RNA. It is a transcript of the gene atp5mea, whose product is annotated as ATP synthase membrane subunit ea. Gene Ontology annotation, molecular function: proton transmembrane transporter activity. Gene Ontology annotation, cellular component: proton-transporting ATP synthase complex. Gene Ontology annotation, biological process: proton motive force-driven ATP synthesis. The record is from RefSeq and is a predicted model, not a curated record. Bases 133 to 348 code for a protein of 71 amino acids. Lineage: Eukaryota; Metazoa; Chordata; Actinopteri; Gadiformes; Gadidae. The transcript is spliced from 4 exons.